Molecule: messenger RNA, 1106 nt
Organism: Labrus bergylta (ballan wrasse)
Lineage: Eukaryota; Metazoa; Chordata; Actinopteri; Labriformes; Labridae
Gene: taf13
Product: TATA-box binding protein associated factor 13
Biological process (GO): transcription by RNA polymerase II
Cellular component (GO): transcription factor TFIID complex
Molecular function (GO): protein heterodimerization activity
Source: RefSeq, a predicted model, not a curated record
GACUUUGGGCUUGUUUUUCUGUAAAGUUGCUUGCAAAUAUCGUCAGUCGCGGGUUGCAGGUUUUUGGGCUUGUUUUCUAAUCUGCUGUUGCUUGUUUGGGCUUGCUUUGCUCCCUGUAUGAACCCCUAUUCACUCCCAACUCUCCACAAUAAAGCAAAACACAAUCGCAACAGUUAGGAUCCGUCCGAACCCUGUUUCCUUGGUUAGCCCGCCCGCCCGAUCUAUAUAUGUUAUCAAGUGGCCUCUGUUUUACACUAUGUGGUAGGUUAGGUCACCUGUUGGGCUUCAUUUUAUUUUUUGAGGCGCCAGCUCGCUUGUUUUGGGCUUGUUUCAUAUAGCUGGUUGCUUGUUUCUCUCGCGAGAUCUGGCAACACUGUUCCGCAGUCGACGACACAGAGGAGGAAGUCAACACAGACGACAGACUGUUGUGAUCCCGCCUGAACAAGCAGAAUGGCGGACGAGGAGGACGAGACCGGCUACGACGAGGAGGUGGACGACGGGUCCACUGGUAUGGACGUCGGCCACGGGAAAAGGAAGAGGCUCUUUUCCAAGGAGCUCCGGUGUAUGAUGUACGGAUUUGGAGAUGAUCAGAAUCCUUACACAGAGUCCGUGGAUAUUCUGGAGGACCUCGUCAUUGAGUUCAUCACCGAGAUGACUCACAAAGCGAUGUCGAUCGGACGCCAGGGUCGCGUCCAGGUGGAGGACAUCGUUUACCUGAUUCGUAAAGACCCCAGGAAGUUCGCCAGAGUCAAAGACCUCCUGACCAUGAACGAGGAGCUGAAGAGAGCCAGGAAAGCUUUCGACGAAGCUAAUUACGGAUCAUAACCUGACUACAGGACAAGACUUCUUAUUUAGCGUUAUAUUUCUUCAUCUUUUUUGGUCUAAUGCACACACGGUCAUUAACCUCAAAUUAAAAUGUGCUCUCAAAACUUUGUGGAGAAGUCAGAGUAACACGUAUACUAUUCAACUUUGACUGAAAUGCUAUGCUUUUGUGUUGGCAUUGCAUAUAGACCUACACUUGGCUGUACAGUUCUCCUUGAUUUAGAGAACUUUGUUUAUUGGACCUUUUAGAACUCUUUUUUCAAAAUAAAACACAUUAAGUAAAA